CAGCAGGAGGGAGGGAGGAGGCAGAGGGGGAAGGGAGAAGGGCGGGCUCCUCAAGCCCAGCCCCGCGCUCACCGUCCGUGUCCGCAGAUUCGCCACAAACGGCCCGACCACUCCGGAUCUGGAAUACCGCGACUUCAGCCUACAGGAACUCAACUCUAAGGUGGAGGUGCUACAGAAGUCAUGUGGGGUGCCUACGGGCCCUUCCGAGUCUCAGAGAAAGGCCUCUCAAGACUCAGCAGGCGGGCGGGGAUCUGUGGCGAAAGUGCAGAUCGACAGCGCCGAGGCGCCGCGUUUACCCUGCGCAGACGCCGUCGCCGCCGCUGCUGCCGCCGCCGCUGCCACUGCCUUUGCCGCCACGGUCUCCGCCGCCGCCGUCCCCGCGCUGCCUCCGGGGUCUUCCAUUGUUCCGGCCGUGCCGGGUCCCGAGGCGGGACAACCUAGAGGCUCUCGAAACCGGCGGCGGCCGACGGAGUUGAGACACCAGGGCGCCGGCGGGACCGGGAGCGGCAGGGGUCAGCGCGGGAAUCCCGGGGAGCCGGGGCCAGAGCGUGGGGCGGCAGGGUGCCGGGGUGGCGAGGUCUGCGGUCUCCGGAGUUGGGGCUCUCUCUCCCCGGCCCGUCUUUCCCCGCCGGCCUCCCCAACUGGGGUCGGAGCCCCGGCGGGCGCCCCCGGCAAUGAGCCCGGACUCGAGGUGGCCGGUGAGUGCGGGCCUGGGACCAGGGCGGGAGUGGCCAGCGGGGAAAGGCUAGACUACUUUCGUGGGGCGUGCACUGAGCUGCCCGGUCCGAGGGCCUCUUGGGCCACUCGAGCCGGGAGAACUGACAGUGCAUUAGCUCCCAGCCCGCGUCCCAGGGCAACAGAGUAUCCUCCAGGGCUCCCUGGGCCAAUGGCAGGAGGGGAGCCUUGUUUAACAUGUUACACUUCGACAAAAGGGAAACGUCGCCGCAUCCGGGAGAGGGCUGCGGGCACCGCCUGGGCCCGGCCUGAUCCCUCCGGCCCCCGCCCCCUACUUCCUCCAGCCCCCUGAACUCUGCCGCCAUACCCCUGUGGGCUCUGGGUCUUCCUCACGGGCUUCCAGUCUGAGUUCUUGUCUCCACCCCGUGUGCCCUGCCGCCCAGUCCCAGUGGGACAUCUGCCGGGGGCUCUGUGCUACUUUGGGAGCCAGGGCGACAGAGAUGCAGGAUACACCAGGGACCGACCCAUCAUUGAAAGAGAAGAGCUUGCCUGUUCCUCUGAUUGGUUUGUGUUUAAAGACACAGCUGCAGAUGUGACAGCAUGGGGGUGGACUUUGAUGUGAAGACUUUCUGCCACAACUUGCGGGCAACUAAGCCACCAUAUGAGUGCCCCGUGGAGACCUGCCGUAAGGUCUACAAGAGUUACAGUGGUAUUGAGUACCACCUAUAUCACUAUGACCACGACAACCCACCACCCCCGCAGCAGACUCCACUCCGCAAGCACAAAAAGAAGGGGCGCCAAUCACGCCCAGCCAACAAGCAGUCGCCCAGCCCCUCAGAGGUAUCCCAGUCACCCGGCCGUGAGGUGAUGAGCUACGCGCAGGCCCAGCGCAUGGUGGAGGUGGACCUGCACGGCCGAGUCCACCGCAUCAGCAUCUUUGACAACCUGGAUGUGGUGUCAGAGGAUGAGGAGGCCCCUGAGGAGGCUCCUGAGACUGGUAGCAACAAGGAGAACACCGAGACACCAGCUGCUACUCCCAAGUCAGGCAAGCAUAAGAACAAGGAAAAGCGCAAGGACUCCAACCAUCACCACCACCAUAAUGCUUCUGUGAGCACCACUCCCAAGCUGCCAGAGGUGGUAUACCGGGAGUUGGAGCAGGACACCCCCGAUGCCCCACCCCGGCCGACUUCCUAUUACCGGUACAUUGAGAAGUCGGCAGAGGAGCUGGACGAGGAAGUAGAGUAUGACAUGGACGAGGAGGACUACAUCUGGCUGGAUAUCAUGAAUGAGCGGCGGAAGACAGAGGGUGUGAGUCCCAUCCCGCAGGAGAUCUUUGAGUACCUAAUGGACCGGCUGGAGAAGGAGUCCUACUUUGAAAGCCACAAUAAAGGUGACCCCAAUGCACUAGUGGAUGAGGAUGCUGUGUGCUGUAUCUGCAACGAUGGUGAGUGCCAGAACAGCAAUGUCAUCCUAUUUUGUGACAUGUGCAACCUGGCUGUGCACCAAGAGUGCUACGGUGUCCCCUACAUCCCUGAGGGCCAGUGGCUGUGCCGCCGCUGCCUACAGUCACCCUCCCGAGCUGUGGACUGUGCCCUGUGCCCCAACAAGGGUGGUGCCUUCAAGCAGACAGAUGACGGGCGCUGGGCCCAUGUGGUGUGUGCCCUGUGGAUCCCUGAAGUCUGCUUUGCCAACACAGUCUUCCUGGAGCCUAUCGACAGCAUUGAGCACAUCCCACCAGCUCGCUGGAAGCUGACCUGCUAUAUUUGCAAACAGCGGGGCUCAGGGGCAUGCAUUCAGUGCCACAAGGCCAACUGCUACACAGCCUUCCACGUGACAUGUGCCCAGCAGGCUGGCCUUUACAUGAAGAUGGAGCCUGUGCGAGAGACAGGUGCCAAUGGCACUUCUUUCAGCGUCCGCAAGACAGCCUACUGUGACAUCCACACACCCCCAGGUUCAGCACGCCGCUUGCCUGCCCUGUCCCACAGUGAGGGUGAGGAGGAUGAAGAUGAGGAGGAGGAUGAGGGUAAGAGUUGGAGCUCAGAGAAGGUCAAGAAGGCCAAGGCCAAGUCCCGGAUCAAGAUGAAGAAGGCACGGAAGAUCCUGGCAGAGAAACGGGCCGCAGCACCUGUGGUGUCGGUGCCCUGCAUCCCACCACACAGGCUCAGUAAAAUCACCAACCGCCUGACCAUCCAAAGGAAGAGCCAGUUCAUGCAGAGGCUACACAGCUACUGGACGCUGAAACGACAGUCACGAAAUGGAGUCCCACUGCUACGUCGCCUGCAGACACAUCUGCAGUCUCAGAGGAAUUGUGACCAAGUCGGGAGAGAUUCUGAGGAUAAGAACUGGGCCCUCAAAGAACAGCUCAAGUCCUGGCAGCGCCUCCGGCACGACCUGGAGCGAGCUCGGCUGCUGGUGGAGCUGAUCCGCAAGCGGGAGAAACUCAAAAGGGAGACGAUCAAGGUCCAGCAGAUCGCCAUGGAGAUGCAGCUGACCCCCUUCCUCAUCCUCCUUCGCAAAACCUUGGAGCAGCUCCAAGAAAAGGACACAGGCAACAUCUUCAGCGAGCCGGUCCCUCUGUCUGAGGUAACCGAAUUGGACGAAGUACCUGACUACCUAGACCACAUCAAAAAGCCCAUGGACUUUUUCACCAUGAAGCAGAACUUGGAGGCUUACCGCUACCUGAACUUUGAUGAUUUUGAGGAGGACUUCAACCUUAUCGUCAGCAACUGCCUCAAGUAUAACGCCAAGGACACCAUCUUCUACCGGGCAGCAGUGCGGCUCCGAGAACAGGGUGGCGCUGUGCUCCGCCAGGCCCGGCGCCAGGCAGAAAAAAUGGGCAUUGACUUUGAGACGGGCAUGCAUAUCCCCCACAGCCUGGCUGGAGAUGAGGCCCCACAGCACACUGAAGAUGCAGCAGAGGAAGAGCGGCUGAUCCUGCUAGAGAACCAGAAGCACCUGCCAGUGGAAGAGCAGCUGAAGUUGUUGCUGGAGCGGCUGGAUGAGGUGAAUGCCAGCAAGCAGAGUGUGAGUCGUUCACGGCGUGCAAAGAUGAUCAAGAAAGAGAUGACGGCACUGCGGCGGAAGCUUGCCCACCAGCGGGAAACUGGAAGGGAUGGGCCUGAGCGUCAUGGCCCCUCCAGCCGGGGCAGCCUGACACCCCACCCGGCAGCAUGUGACAAGGACGGGCAGACAGACAGUGCCGCCGAAGAGAGCAGCAGCCAGGAGACAACCAAAGGCCUGGGUCCCAACAUGUCCUCAACCCCCGCACAUGAGGUGGGCAGGAGAACCUCAGUUCUGUUCUCCAAAAAGAACCCGAAGACAGCUGGACCGCCCAAGAGGCCGGGCCGGCCCCCCAAAAACCGGGAGAGCCAGAUGACCCCCAGCCACGGAGGCAGUCCUGUGGGGCCCCCCCAGCUCCCCAUCAUGGGCUCCCUACGUCAGCGCAAGCGGGGUAGGAGCCCCCGGCCCAGUUCGAGCUCAGACAGCGACAGUGAUAAAUCCACAGAAGACCCCCCAAUGGACUUACCAGCUAAUGGCUUCAGCGGUGGAAAUCAGCCAGUGAAGAAGAGUUUCUUGGUAUAUCGUAAUGACUGCAGCCUUCCCCGGAGCAGCUCCGACUCUGAGUCUAGCAGCAGUAGCAGCAGCAGCGCUGCCUCAGACCGAACCAGCACAACACCCUCAAAACAGGGCCGGGGCAAGCCCUCCUUCUCUCGGGGCACAUUCCCGGAAGACAGCAGUGAAGAUACCUCAGGCACUGAGAACGAGGCCUACUCCGUGGGCACUGGCCGCGGCGUGGGCCACAGCAUGGUAAGGAAGAGUCUGGGACGGGGAGCUGGCUGGCUGUCAGAGGAUGAGGACUCCCCACUGGAUGCUCUGGACCUGGUGUGGGCCAAAUGCCGAGGGUAUCCAUCAUACCCAGCUCUGAUAAUUGAUCCAAAGAUGCCCCGGGAAGGUAUGUUCCAUCAUGGGGUUCCUAUCCCUGUGCCCCCCCUGGAGGUGCUGAAACUUGGGGAACAGAUGACCCAGGAAGCCCGAGAGCAUCUCUACCUCGUCCUCUUCUUUGACAACAAGCGAACCUGGCAGUGGCUGCCAAGGACUAAGCUGGUUCCUCUGGGCGUGAACCAGGACCUCGACAAGGAAAAGAUGCUGGAGGGCCGCAAAUCCAACAUCCGCAAAUCAGUGCAGAUUGCUUACCACCGGGCUCUGCAGCACCGCAGCAAGGUGCAGGGCGAGCAGAGCAGCGAGACCAGUGAUAGUGACUGAUAAUGCCCAGCACAGCCCAACCUACAGUGCCCUGCCACCUCUCUCCUCCCCCUUUGCUCACUGUCCUGGAGUGGCACCGGCCUCUGCACUGACUCAUUCCUGGUCUUGGGGCCAGUCUCAGGGGAAGCUGGGUGGGGGAGGUCCCUCCCGCCCUGAGUGCAGCUGGACUGUACAGAACACUCCAAGGGCCCACGGCGGCUCUGCGCAUGGAGAGGGGAGGUCUCACUGGCCAGAGAGCCCCAGAGACCUCAGCAUUGUAGUGCAGGAUGGUGGGCCAAGGUUAGGACACUGCAUAAAACAGGCCAUCCCACCACCUCUGUCUGCUCUGCUCAUGCCAGGAGAAUCUAACUGCCUAGUGGCCUGAGGCCCUUGCAGGUGGUGAGGUGAACGGGCAUCUGCCCAGCCUAGCAGUGGGAUUGAUGUCUGUCCAGCCUGGAAGAGGGGCACUAGGUGACCCCCCUCCCCUGCUGUUGUAAAUACUGUAAUUAGCGGAGAAUUUAAAUUAUUCUCAUUUGUAACUGCGUUUCCGGGUCGCGCCAGAGUCAUUUGGUACUAAAAAAGACUGGGGCCUGUCCCCACUUCCCUUUUUCCCAUAGAUGCCCCCACCUUUCAAACUGGUUUGUAUUUAUUUCAAAGGAAGAAAAUAUAUUGAUUCUUAGAAAAUAAA
This is a messenger RNA of Leopardus geoffroyi (Geoffroy's cat), 5605 nucleotides long. It is a transcript of the gene BRPF1, whose product is annotated as bromodomain and PHD finger containing 1. NCBI's taxonomy places the organism in Eukaryota, Metazoa, Chordata, Mammalia, Carnivora, Felidae. The transcript has 14 exons. The record is from RefSeq and is a predicted model, not a curated record. Gene Ontology annotation, biological process: regulation of transcription by RNA polymerase II. Gene Ontology annotation, cellular component: MOZ/MORF histone acetyltransferase complex. Bases 1276 to 4938 code for a protein of 1220 amino acids. Gene Ontology annotation, molecular function: protein binding.